This is a messenger RNA of Aspergillus sclerotioniger CBS 115572, 1548 nucleotides long. RefSeq names its product dynein family protein. The transcript is spliced from 7 exons. The record is from RefSeq and is a predicted model, not a curated record. Bases 1 to 1548 code for a protein of 515 amino acids. Gene Ontology annotation, cellular component: centrosome; cytoplasmic dynein complex. Gene Ontology annotation, biological process: microtubule cytoskeleton organization; microtubule-based movement. Gene Ontology annotation, molecular function: dynein heavy chain binding. NCBI's taxonomy places the organism in Eukaryota, Fungi, Ascomycota, Eurotiomycetes, Eurotiales, Aspergillaceae.
AUGUCUGCAUCAAACCAAAUACCCGGGUCCAGGUUCGGUACCGGAAACAAUAGCCGGCCGUCGAGCAAGGAUGGCCCCAAGAAGAACAUCUGGUCUUCUAUGCUAGAUAGUGUCGCGAAUGGAAAGCGUCUACCUGAGAAGAAUCUGCUUAUCCUAGGAGGCACGCCUGAGAGUCAAAGAGAGUUUUUGGACACACUCGCCGCGGAUUCGUCGGAUCCCAGCUUGUCGAACGAAAAGCGAAAAGGGAGGGUUCCGCCGGUCGCCAACCAGUUCGCCUUGGGAUAUACAUAUCAGGAUGUGCUCGAUGCGGACCACGAAGAUACCCUGGCGCGCGUCUCCGCAUACUUACUCUCUGAGCCGUCUCUGUCGUUCGCCCCCCUUCUUAAACCUCUCCUGACCCCUCAGUCGAUUCCGGAAACUCUCGUCGUGAUCCUGCUGGACUGGUCAGACCCGUGGACAUGGAUUCGGCGACUCCGGGAAUGGGUGCGCCUUCUCCGACACGUGCUCAUAUCGCUCGACGACGAGACGAAGAUCGUUAUGGAAGAUAAUCUCACGGAGUGGAGGGAUCGGAAACGAGGCAUGGAUCCGAGUUCGGGGGCGCACAAGGGUUUACCAGCUCGGGCGGGCCUUGGGACGAGGGGCUCGGGAUCCCCAUGUGUGUGGUCUGCCAAGGGGUACGCGGACAAGAUUGAGAAGCUGGAGAAGGACCAUGGAUGGCACGAAGAGCAGUUCGACUUCAUCCUCCAGUUCAUGAGAACACUACUACUAAAGCACGGCGCGUCGUUGAUUUACACCACCCCCUUUCUUGCCAACUCCCUGCAGAGCCUAAUACACUCCUCACUUGGCAUACACUCCUUACUAAAAAGACAGUCGCUCAAACAUAACGUGAUUGAUCGGGACAAGAUCCUGGUCCCUUCAAAUUGGGAUUCUUGGGGCAAAAUCCGGAUUAUUCGCGAAGGCUUCGACAUGGAAGGUGUAUCGACAGCGUGGUCGAUCGAGAUCCAGGAUCCUCCCGAGCCACUCACCAACGGAGCCGACGACAGCAAGCCCGAAGACCCAAGCACGAACCCAAUGGACGAUGGAACGAGCGCCGUCACUAUCUUCGAGCAGACCAUCACAGACCCCAAGCGGGACACAUCGAUGGCACAUCCAGGGAGCCAGCGAAACGGCAACAAGGUCGAGGUGGACACAUCCGACAUGCAAAGUUUCCUGACCAAGCAACUCGAGGUCCUCGAGCAAUUGAAGGCGGACGACGAGAAAGACCGCGCCGCGAAGAAGGUCCCUCAGCUCGAGAUGUCCCCACUAGACGACAACGGCAGAGUCAACGAGCACAUUGGCCCGGUGCAGUUCAACAUGGGCGGAAUCCAAGUCGACGCCGACGACAUGCUCCGGAAGCUCAAAGAACGAGAAGCCAGUCGCGCCCAAAGAAAAGAAACCAUCACCACCUCCGCCGGCGACGAAAAAGCCCACAACCAAGCCCUGGCGAAUUUCUUCGCCGGUCUCGUCAAGAAACCCGGGGCCAGUCCCCGCGGCAGCCCAUCCGCAUGA